Molecule: messenger RNA, 1254 nt
Organism: Diversispora eburnea
Lineage: Eukaryota; Fungi; Glomeromycota; Glomeromycetes; Diversisporales; Diversisporaceae
Source: the annotation of a GenBank genome assembly
AUGCCGAUUAAGUCAAACAGUUCAAUUGUAGAAAAUGGAACUAUUCGAAAGAUGAUUGAAGGGCAAACUAGCCGCUCGGAUUCAAUGAUGGAAGAAUUUGAGAGCAUUUUUGGUAAUUUGUCCCCUCUUAAACGAAAACGUGAAGAUGAAAUCAAUGGACCUAAAAAUAAAUCUCAAAAAAUUUCAAAAUGUUUAUCUAUAAAAUUAGCUAAAAAUAUGGACAUUGUUAUUACCGAUCAGCAACACGCGACGAUGACGACGACGGCAACAACAACUUAUGAAUCUCAACGAAUCCAAUUAUUACAUCAUAUAUUGUCUGAUCCUCUUCCUAGUGACGAAAAUCAUCUUAAUUAUUGGAAUAAUGUCACAGUCACAUUAUCAGAUUGGAUUGAAUUACAAGCUCAAAAAAAGAAUAUGAGUUUAUUAGAAUUUCAAUUUCAAUUUCAUGAACGAUUUUGUCAAAUGGAAUUAUCUCUUGUGAAACUUCAUAAUAAUAUACCAAAAGUUUAUGAUGAAAUUAGAUGUUCGGUUGACAUGUUUUUAUUGAAUGCUGAUUGGCUUAGAUACAUGAAAGCAAUGGUUAGUUCAGAAUAUUCACAAAGUGGAGAUGUCUGUUUAGUUAUACAAAAAGCUAAAGAACUUUUAGAAUUCAAAAAAUCUUUGUAUGGAGAAAUUUUACAACAAAAUGGAUUAACAUGGAGAAGAUUAGGUUUUCCUGUUAGUGAUUCAUGGUUUUCCACCACAAAACAAUGGUUACAUGGAUUAGCAUUUCAUUGUUUAUCAAUUAUGAAUAACGAAUUGAAUAAAUUUGAACCAACUAAUAUUGAUGACACACUAGAAUUAAUUGGAACUUCAAACAACAAAUUUACAUUAACCAGUCUCAUCCUUGCGACAUCAUAUGUCGAAUGGGGAUUAUCACAAAUUGAUAGAAUGGAAAAUAAAGUUCGAUGUGUUGAAAUUAGAAUGAUGCAUAUUUUUGAAAAAUUUUCUGCUGCAUUAGUAGAAGCUGGAUUAAGAUUAUGUGAACAUAUUACAAAACCUAAAAUUAAUACAGUGACUGGACCUAAUAACUUUGUAUAUAUGUAUUCCGAAUUUGUGGUUAAAUUUGUCAAUCGGGCACUUGAAUAUUCUGGUUUAGAAGAAAUAGCAGAAUUGAGGAUGCGACCUUUACUUGCUAGAUUAAUACAUAUGUGGAAAAGUAACAAAGAGUUUGAAAAAUACUUCUCGAAUACUGUGUUACAUUCUGAACAAUAA